AUGGCUAACGCGCGUCGUAUUGCCUCAGACUAUAAGCUAAUUACUACACAGCCACCAGAUGGUGUUAGACUUAUAAGUCAGAAAUCCUUGCUCGAAUGGGAGGUCGAAAUUGAUGGUCCUAAAGAAACCAUUUGGGAAAAUGGCCACUUCCGUCUUACAGUCAAUUUCCCAUCUGAAUACCCAUUCAAAGCACCGUCAGUUAAAUUCAUUACAAAAAUAUAUCAUCCGAAUAUUUCUUCCACAGGAGGCAUAUGCUUAGAUCUUUUAAUCGAUAAAUGGCUUCCAUCUUACAACGUCGCAUCACUAUUAGUUUCAAUUAGAUCAUUCCUUGAUGAUCCUAAUCCAGAACACGGCUUAAAUUCAGAAGCUUUAGAAAUGUUUAGAAAUAAUAAGGAUGGAUACAAGAGGACAGUGCGCCAAUAUAUCAACUCAUAUGCCAACGGUACUCAAUAA
Molecule: messenger RNA, 453 nt
Organism: Trichomonas vaginalis G3
Lineage: Eukaryota; Parabasalia; Trichomonadida; Trichomonadidae
Product: histone ubiquitination
Exons: 1
Coding region: 1-453 (150 amino acids)
Source: RefSeq, a predicted model, not a curated record